AUUGUGACACGUCAACGUCACACCCAUCAUGGAGAAAGCAUGGAGCAGGAAGGAGAAGGCACGUGUUCAGAAACAUCUCCAAACUCUGUGCAAGAACGGACCCGUGGACGACUUGACGGCACUCCUCUCGUCCCUCUCGGAAGACAAAGUCACCACCUUGCUUCAAGCUCCAUCCGGUGGCAGCGACCACCUCUCUUGCCUGCACCUCGCUGCUGCGGCGAAUCAACCGUCCGUAGUUGAAUAUCUCCUCACCAAGCAUGCGUUCCUCUUUCCCGACGUUCGCAAGGAUUAUGCGCGCACUCCAUUGCACGAAGCAUCUCUCCAUGGCCACGCCGCUGUCGUUGCGGUUCUGCUGCGACAUGACGCACUCGUAGGCGCACACACCACUCGAGGCCGGACGCCCUUGAUGUAUGCCGCUCGUGGAGGCCACACCUGUGUCAUGAAUCUGUUGUUGAACGCCGGAGCCCACGUGAAUGACCAGAGCGAGACAGGUCUCACCGCCCUCUACGAAGCCGCCAAGCAUGGCCGGGUGGGUGCUAUUGACAUUCUCCUGGCACAUCCUCACGUGGAUAUCAACUUGGGGAGCCACACCAAGCACACGCCAUUGCACAUCGCCAUCGGGGAAGGUCACUUGGAUGCGGCGGAACGAUUGAUCCAGGGCGGCGCCGACACGACCGUGCAGGAUGGGAUGGGCGUAACGUUGUGGCACGAAGCCGCGGGCGUGGAGGGGGUGGCGGCAAUGGACCUGCUGGUGCGCUAUCACAUCUCCCUGCACGACGACCACGUGGACGUCGUCCUGGCGAGGCAUCCGUUCCAUUACGCUGCCGUGGAAGGCCACGCGGCGUUUUGCGCGGCGUUGCUGGCCGCCAACAUGGUCGACGUGAACCUCCAAGACGUGGAUGGGUGCACGGGUCUGUACUACGCAAGUGCGAAUGGCCAUGCGAAUGUGCUGAAAGUGCUGCUUGAAGCCAACGCGGAUGUAAACUUGGCGUCCGUCCGCCGCACACCUCUCCAUUGCGCGGUGAUGUGGGAGCGUUCGGAGUGUGUCCGGCUUCUCUUGGCGCAUGGAGCGUCGACGACCGCCUUGGACAAGGACAACAGGACUGCUGAAGAUAUGGCACAAGCAUUCCCCGAAGUAGCCGCGCUGUUUAGGCCAACACAACCAUGAAAAGGACUUAAGUUAUAAAUAUUAAGUGAGUUUUUAAAAGUACAAUGGACCGUCGUACUGGACCGCGUCCAUGUCGACGUCAGUGUCGUCGCCGCUCGAAGCGGUGCGUAAAAUGGAUGGCGAGGCGCCGGAAUACGAUUGGACCCGGGAUUGCCACCGGGCAACUUCGGUCUCCAAGUCGUGGAAGAGGUCGAGCCGCCACGCCAAAUCCUUGAGCUCGAGGAAGUUCAACACACGCUGGCCGUUCCAGAAGUGCGCGCUGUCGAUCUUCUUGGUCUUGACCCCGUUGACAGAUUCGCGCGCGACUUUCUGCAUCCGUUGGACGUCGACGAGGACCUCGCGGUGUGCAAUCCCGUGCUUCGCCAGGAAUCGCAUGAGCACCAGCAGUUCGUUCUCGGAAGGACGGUAGUGGCCGCUGUGAGGAUAAAUAAUGCGGAGCGUGCCUUUGGAGACGACCAUCAUCCCUGCGGUUUGAACGCAUUCGCCUCCAACCAAGCUCGUGUGGUGGAUGCGCGGGACUUGGGUCGUGACCUUUUCGCUGCCGUACAAGAUGCCGUCGCGCAACACGAAUAUCCACCCUUCAUCACCAGUGUCGACAAUUUCCUGUGAUGACUUUCGAAUUACCAUGCCAUGUCGAAUGUCGAGCUCGAAGCGCUGACGUUCGGCAGGGUCGCAGUAGAGGACGGUUUCGCUCUCGAGCUUCGUGCGCGGUACACCUUCCACUUCAAUCGAUUCGUCGUCGAGCCAUUCCCAGAAUCCAGGCUUGGGACCGUCGUAUCGCUUCCAUUCCUUGUAGUACGCGCGCAAGUUGGCGCCGUACCUGUGCUUUUGAUCGCAGACUUCAAGCCAACUGCGCUUGUCGACGACCGAGAUGUUUCCUGCGCUGAAUCCACGCACUAGGACGGACGAGUACUUCUUCGCUUGCUUUGCUAUCUCAUGCGGACAGUGUCGUCCCCGUCGUCGUGCUGUCAUGAGGAUCUGUGGCAUGUAGAAUCGGACUUCGGCGGCGGGUGCGAGUGUUUAAC
Aphanomyces astaci is the source of this 2193-nucleotide messenger RNA. RefSeq lists its product as hypothetical. Gene Ontology annotation, molecular function: protein binding. The record is from RefSeq and is a predicted model, not a curated record. The transcript has a single exon. Lineage: Eukaryota; Oomycota; Saprolegniomycetes; Saprolegniales; Verrucalvaceae. The coding region runs from base 29 to 1168 and encodes 379 amino acids.